This is a messenger RNA of Dichomitus squalens LYAD-421 SS1, 537 nucleotides long. RefSeq lists its product as uncharacterized. The coding region runs from base 1 to 537 and encodes 178 amino acids. NCBI's taxonomy places the organism in Eukaryota, Fungi, Basidiomycota, Agaricomycetes, Polyporales, Polyporaceae. The record is from RefSeq and is a predicted model, not a curated record. The transcript has 2 exons.
AUGGGCGCUCGGCAACCAAACCGGGUCCGGAUUGGGCAGAGAGGAUUGGAUGGCAAACCGUUGGGGAUGACCUCGUUGGCUGCCACCGACAUCCCGCGCAGGCCGUUAUAUACCCUCUCCGCUCUCUCCCACUUCCCGUCCCUACUACACCUCCACAUACUCUAUCUCCCCAUACACACCAUCGCCCGUGUGCGGCCCGUCUGGAUCAAAAAGCCUCCUUCCCUGCCAGUCCCUAUCACUCCGCUGACAAUGACUUCCCUUAUGACCGUCGCUACCACCCCCGCACCCUCUCCGUUCAACCCUAUGGCCUCGCGACCACGCGUAUCGUCUCCGCUUGCUGCAUCUGCGCAGGCGAAUCCCGUAUCCUCCCGAAACCACUCAUUCCCGACUUCGCGCCCCCUCCGCCCGUUCCCUUCGCUCGCCAUCAAACCGAGUACUCCCGCGCGGAAACCGGUGAAGAUCCUUGAGCCACCAGCGAACUUCAAGGGCGCGUUCGUGCUCAAUCUCACACCGGCCGAACUUAGCAGGCGAGAUUAA